Messenger RNA from Leptopilina heterotoma, 1295 nucleotides. Its product is annotated as abasic site processing protein HMCES. Gene Ontology annotation, biological process: DNA damage response. Bases 245 to 1195 code for a protein of 316 amino acids. Gene Ontology annotation, molecular function: single-stranded DNA binding. The record is from RefSeq and is a predicted model, not a curated record. NCBI's taxonomy places the organism in Eukaryota, Metazoa, Arthropoda, Insecta, Hymenoptera, Figitidae. The transcript has 6 exons.
GCCGCCAGUAUUUUCUUUGUUUAGUAAACAAAAGAGUAAAAUAUGUUUAAUUUUGUAGAUUAGUUAAUAAAUUAUUACGUAUUUUUUAUUUCAAAUAGUGGUAUUAUACGAGAAAAGUGUUAAAUAUUUCAAAUAUAAACAUCUUUGCUGGAAUAAAAGUGUUAUUGAUUAUUUAAAGUACAACAAAGAAAGAAAUACAUAACCUAUAAUUUUUUAUUCUUUUUUUUGGCCUUUUGAAUUGAAAAUGUGUGGACGUUGUGCUUGUACAUUUGAGCCGGAAACUUUGAGUCGCGCUUGUCAGUAUAAAGAUUCUUCUGGUAAAUAUCGACAGGCACCGUGGAUUCCGUCAAAAAAUGAAGAUAUUGAAUAUAAACCUUCCUGUAAUAAGGGACCACGAAGUGUUUUACCGAUUUUGAUGUCAGGUUCUCAAAUUAAUAAUGAAAAUGAGAGAAUUCUUUGUCCCAUGAUGUGGGGAAUGAUACCUCCCUGGACUCAGGGCGACUAUAAAAAACAUAGACUUUCGACACACAAUGCUCGUUUGGAGGAUUUGGAAAAUUCGAAAAUGUACAUGCCACCUUUGCGUCAUGGAAAAAGAUGCGUUGCAAUUGUCGAAGGAUUUUAUGAAUGGAAAAGAGAUGGUAUGUCGAAGCAGCCCUAUUAUAUUUAUUCCAAACAACAAGAUUGUGUUAAUUUUGAAGAUAAAACAACUUGGACUAAUGAUUGGUCCGAGGAAACUGGUUGGCAGGGCUUUCAAGUUUUGAAAUUGGCAGGAAUUUUUAAUACAUUCAAAACUGAAACAGGCGAUAUUGUCUACAGUUUUUCAAUGUUAACCAGGGAAGCGAAUAAAAUUUUUUCUUGGCUUCAUCACAGAACUCCCUGUUUUCUCAGAACCGAAGAAGAAGUUAAGUCAUGGUUAGAUCACAGCGAAACACCGUUAGAGAAGGCAUUAAAAAAUUUACGAUCACUAUCAUUAGAUGAAAAUACAAUAAAUUGGCAUCCUGUUUCAACUGCUGUCAACAGUGUAUUCUAUCAAGAAAAUGAUUCCACAAAGCCAGUUAAUUUAGAAAAAAAAGAGGAGAAGAAACGUCCGUCGGGUAUUAUGGCUUCUUGGCUAAAAAGUGCAUCGACUAAAAGAAAAACUGAGGAUUCGGAUAAUUUUGAAAAUCAAGGUAAAAAAACACCCAAGAAAGACUAAAAAAAUCAAGACUUAAAUCAAAAGCAAAAAAAAAAUAAUUCUAAAUCUAUAUUUUUUAUACUAAUUUUGUAAUUUUUUUUCUCACCGAAAUUUUUAAUAA